Rhipicephalus microplus (southern cattle tick) is the source of this 1603-nucleotide messenger RNA. RefSeq lists its product as uncharacterized. The record is from RefSeq and is a predicted model, not a curated record. Gene Ontology annotation, biological process: DNA synthesis involved in UV-damage excision repair; DNA replication; nucleotide-excision repair, DNA gap filling. Gene Ontology annotation, molecular function: DNA-directed DNA polymerase activity. NCBI's taxonomy places the organism in Eukaryota, Metazoa, Arthropoda, Arachnida, Ixodida, Ixodidae. Gene Ontology annotation, cellular component: nucleus; delta DNA polymerase complex.
AGCGGAGACAGCUGAUACCGUUUCGCGCGCUCUCGAGUUCUCUCAAGAUUGUUGAUGAGUGCCCGUUUUCUGUAAGCUGACAAACUGAACGUCGUGGAAGACGGUAGGAAAUAUGGAUUCUAGCGUACGUGAUCAACUUGAAAGCGAAGUCGUCUACGAUCGUCACGUCGCAACGUACAAGUGGCUUGCGUCGAAAUUCGAUCUUCAUACAAACACUGCCAAGAGGUACCUGAAGGAGUUUACAAACGAGCAAGAGGCCGAUGGAAGCAAUGUCAUCGGGCAUUCUGUCAUUACUGGCAUACAGAACAAGAUCUACCGCGUUAUCUUGACAGCAAGGCAGUCUGUGUCUGAAGCCAAAAACGAUCUGACAACUGUGACGGGUGUUCAUGCAUUCAGUGCCCAGCCUUCGAACCUGGAGGACUGCAUAGACCGACUAACAGAAGCAGGGACGUCCGACUUCAAGCUGAGCGUGUGCCCCAUUUACUGCGAAGCAGCGCAGAGGACGCGAGGCACUAGAAAGGGUCUCAAUGGAAUCUCAACUGUGGCAGAAAGAAAAGCUGUUUCCCCUGCAAAGCCUCCUUCUCGUGCACAGGACUCCAAGCCGGUGCCAACGAAAAGUGAGCCGGUCAAGACAGAGAAGGAUAAACCUACGCCAACAUCGAAGGGCUCAGCCAAAUCAAAGCCCAAGCAGAACAACCUGGCGGCUGCCUUCGGCAAGGCUCGAACUGGAGCUGCUAGUGCGUCAUUGAAGUCGACACCACCCGCAGAGAAGAAGGAUGCAGGCGACAGCAAAGUGACACCGAAAGGUACACCUUCCAGUGGCGAGGCAAUGAAGAGGAAGAGUGUCGACAAAAGUCCGAGCGACAAGUCCACGCCCGAAAAGAAGCGAAUCAAGACGGAGGUGCCAGCUUCUCCAGAGGUGUCCUCCGUGACAAGAAAGAAGCCAUCGCGGAAACACGUCAUCAGUGACUCGGAAGAUGAAGAAGACGAAGUAACACAAACAACGACACCGGCCAGUUCAGAAAAUGCCACAAGUGCUGUAUCCAGUGCUGCCACAAGUGCGGGCGACAAAUCUUCGGCAAAGUCCUCGCCAGUCUCGGGCACCCAAGGUGGUCAGAAGAAGCGUCGACGAGUGAUGAAGUCGGUCAAGAAGACUUUCAAGGACGAGGAAGGAUUUCUGGUAACCAAGCUGGUAAAGGAACUUGUGAGUGAGUCUGAUGAUGAUGAUGAAGAUCCCCUUCCCAAGAAUUUGAGAGAGAAGGCUGCUUCAGAGAAACCAGCUGGAAAAAAGAAGGCGGCAGCGUCGACAGACAAGAAGCAGCAGUCAUUGCUAUCGUUCUUUGGAAAGAAAUAGCAGGAAAAGGCUUUAGAAAGGAUUGGCAUCUUUCGCUGUGGGACACUUUAGUACUAUGCCAAUUUAUCAUAAGAACUUCAUAGGCAUUAUUCAACUGACAUAAGAGCAUUAUUCCUGUGCUUCUGUUACUAUAACUGUGGCAAGCAUGAAUUUUUGCUAUGGACAAAUCACACUUGAAGAGCUGCAGCAAAUUCGGUGAAACAGCACAUGAGAAAUGUGAACAAUUAAAAUACAGUGAAUGUAACUGAA